Molecule: messenger RNA, 4708 nt
Organism: Exaiptasia diaphana
Lineage: Eukaryota; Metazoa; Cnidaria; Anthozoa; Actiniaria; Aiptasiidae
Exons: 2
Coding region: 188-4708 (1506 amino acids)
Biological process (GO): DNA integration
Molecular function (GO): nucleic acid binding
Source: RefSeq, a predicted model, not a curated record
UAAGUACUUUAUGAUUCGGUAAAUCUAUUAUAGCAUGCUUAUCACAUAUCACCGUUUAUAUAUCAUGUAUUCGUAAUCAUUGUUUUGUAGAAUCACUUCUGCAUCGUUAUCGUAAUAAAAUAAACAAUACGAGCAUCGAGGAGUCUUUCUUCAUGCAGAAGUGAUUUAACCACGCCACAAAGUAAAUAUGGUCAUAAUAAGUUGCUCUGUCCCAUCGUGUGACUUCAAGACAGACGAUCUAUCAGAACAAUUGGUAAUCGCCGUUCUAAAGAACCACGAUCUAGCACAUCGAACAAGUCAAACGACGUCCGCUGAACCAGCUCCAACGCCAAGCUUACGUGCCCCAUCGCUUGAUCGACCAAAAAUAGAUGUCGGUAUAUCAACUGAGGAAUGGAACAUUUUUGUAAGGAGAUGGAAUGUCUUCCGCACUGGCUCAGCCAUCAGCGAGGCCACAGCACCGGCCCAGCUGUUCCAGUGCGCGGGUCCCCAAUUGGGAGAUAACAUCCUCAAAACGAACCCAACCGCCACCUCUGGCACCUUAGAGCAGUUACUAGACACGAUGCACUCCCUAGCAGUCAUUCCCGUGGCKACCGGUGUAUUGAGAACUGAACUACUACAGCUUCGACAAGAGCGCRACGAACCAUUUCGCUCCUUUGCCGCAAGAGUCAGAGGAAAGGCAGAAACAUGUGAAUUCUCYUCAAAAUGCGAAUGUGGGAAAAACGUAGACUACACGCCUCACAUGUCACGUGACGUCCUUCUAAAUGGGAUCGCAGACCCAGAUAUCCGSCGCGAGAUCCUGGGGACAACAAACAUAAUCCAAACACCAGUGAAUGAGGUGAUCUCACUAGUAGAGAGCAAAGAAAAGGCCCGCAACGCGUUACCAUUGUCUAGCCUAUCAGCCAUGUCAUCCUUCCGUCGCCAACAAAACCCAYGACAUGAAAGCCUGGCAGCCACACCACCACCGGUACCGUCUUCUACAGACCAGUCYAAAGAGGCUACAUGUCCAGACUGCCAACAAAGGUUUAAGAUAUACACGGUAGGAGCAAGGGGCUGGAACACCAAGCCCCAUCAGGUCUGCAUCACCUGCUAUCGAAAYCGUCGCYGCAACAAACGCCMACGAGGGACAACCCCAGCCUCGACCUCCGCAGUCUACGCCAGSGAAGACCCCGAACAGAUCKCCCAGAUAGCGGGAUUCCAUCAGCAUCCUGCCCGCCCUACASAACCAAAGCGUYRACAAAAGAGACGGCSAAGKGCGACACACGGCUCCUCCAAUAACCACGUGCCAAUUGCACUCGACCAUCACAUCUUCUCAAAGGGUGAAUGGCGACGGGCACGCCUCCGAGCUCAUCCCACGAUCAGCAUAAGGAUCAAUGUCGACUCCCCAGCGACAGAUACCAGCAGCAGCCAAGGUAAUAUGAACAUACCUCAAGCGGAAGUAUCAGCCGUCGCCGACACCGGAGCACAGUCAGACUUAUGGUCCCUAACAGACUUCCUGGCCAGCGGAUUUUCUCGAGACAUGCUAACCCCCGUCAGCCUCAGCCUAUCGGCAGCCAACCGUUCACCAAUCCCCAUAGAGGGUGCGUUCUUCGCAAAACUAACCAGCAGGAACACUACCGGAAGAGACGUGACAUGCCGUUCUAUGGUAUAUGUUAGUAGCGCAGUCAACACUAUGUACCUGUCGUGUGAAACGCUAUUCAACCUAGCGAUCUUACCACAGGACUUCCCAACAGGCGCUUGCAGCUCUCAUGUCAAUUCAACAAGCCAAAACACAGACACAGGCAGCCACACCUCAGAGGACGCAUGCUCAUGCCCUCGAAGAUCAACUGUCCCCAGCCGCCCUCAGGAACUGCCUUUCCCAUGCACACCUGCAAACAACGGAAAGAUGAAAGCAUGGCUCCUGGACAGAUAUGCCUCAUCCACUUUCAACACAUGCCCGCAUCAAACCCUGCCAUGUAUGGAGGGACCAGAAAUAGAGAUCCACGUUGACCCCAGCGCAACUCCAAAGGCCUGUCACACUGCAGCUACCAUACCCAUGCACUGGCAGCAACAGGUGUACAACGACCUCGUUCGCGACGAAGCUCUCGGUGUUAUCGAAAGAGUGCCAUAUGGCGAACCUGUCACAUGGUGCCACAGGAUGGUAAUACAAAGAAAACAUGAUGGUUCACCUCGCCGCACUGUCGACCUGUCACCACUGAAUAAAUUCUGCCAACGUGAAACCUUUGCCACCGAAUCGCCAUUCCACCUUGCACGCCGGGUACCCAAAGACAGUUGGAAAACGGUCACCGAUGCCUGGAAUGGCUACCACAGUGUCCCUCUACGGCAAUCUGACCGCCAUCUAACAACGUUCAUCACACCCUUUGGGCGCUGGCGCUACACAAGAGCACCACAGGGGUUCCUCUCCUCUGGUGACGGAUACAACCGCCGCUUCGAUGCCAUCCUCUCAAGCUUCGAUCGCAAGGAACGCUGUGUUGAUGACUUGAUACACUACGAUGAUACACUGGAACAGCACUGGUGGAGGACAAUCGACCUGCUGUCACACCUGGGCCAAGCCGGAGUCGUAUUGAACUCAGAAAAGUUCCAAUUUGCCAGCAAAUGCGUUGACUUUGCAGGCUUCAGGAUCUCUGACUCUACAAUCGAACCGCUACCAAAGUACCUAGACGCCAUUCGGGACUUCCCCUCACCCUCUUCUACAACAGACAUCAGAAGUUGGUUUGGCCUCGUGAACCAGGUAGCAAAUUACGCACAACUGCGCGACACAAUGUCCCCAUUCAAGCCAUUUCUCAGCCCUCGGUGCAAGUUCUCAUGGUCUGCAGAACUUGAAAACGCAUUCCAAGAAUCUAAACAAGCCAUUGUCAAUGCCAUCCGCCACGGGGUCGAGAUAUUCGACAUCCAGCGUCGAACAUGCCUCCGCCCUGACUGGUCAAAACGUGGCAUUGGGUAUUUCUUACUCCAGCAACACUGCGACUGCCCSUCAGGAAUACCCGACUGCUGCCCAGGAGGGUGGAGGAUCACCUUAGCGGGCUCACGCUUCCUCUCYCCUGCAGAGCAACGCUAUGCAGCCAUCGAAGGUGAAGCACUCGCCGUCGCUUGGGGCCUCGAGCAGACCCGCUACUUUACACAAGGAUGUGACAACCUCGUAGUAGUAACUGACCACAGGCCACUCACCAAAAUCCUUGGCGACCGCACGCUCGAUGAGAUAUCUAACUCACGACUCUUCCGACUCAAACAGCGAACGCUUCCAUGGCGCUUUGACAUCAUGCACCUACCAGGCAAGCUAAACUACGCAGCUGACGCCACCUCACGACACCCAUCGYCAUCAGAGUCAUACAGCUCACCAGACAAGCAGGAGGCGGCGUUGAUGGCCUCAAUCCGCAGYGAAGCCACACAACUCGGCAUGAUCUCCUGGGCGCACAUAGCACAACAAACGGCCAACGACUCGACACUCAGCCGCCUGYUAAACAYCAUCGAGCAGGGUCAACAAGCGUCCUAUCAAACCGAUCCCGAGCUUGCAGCCUUCUGGCCACUACGCGAGUCCCUUUAUGUGGAACAUGGUGCUGUCAUGUACCAGGACCGGGUUGUAAUCCCAACAUCCCUUCGCCCAAAUGUCUUACAGCACCUCCACGCAGCCCACCAGGGAACCUCAACAAUGGAACAACGUGCGCGCAUGAUCGUCUACUGGCCUGGUAUGACAAAAGACAUACGGUCUACCAGGGACAGAUGCGUCGAUUGUAACAGAAACGCGCCAUCACAGACGUCACCACCGCCGAUACCAUCACCACCACCCUCAACCCCAUUCGAAGCAGUGUUCGCAGACUUCUUUACACACGGAGGACAACACUACCUCGUGGUGGGAGAUCGUCUAUCAGGCUGGGUUGAGAUAUUCGGUUCCCCGUCCAGCACCAACCUAGCAGGGGCCAAUGGCUUGAUCCGCCAUCUGCGGUCAUUCUUCGCCACCUUUGGGGUACCAGAAGAAAUUUCUAGUGAUGGGGGUCCAGAGUUUACAGCUGCCUGCACGGAAGCCUUCCUACGCCACUGGGGAAUACAGCACCGCCUUUCAUCUGCACACUUCCCACAGUCCAACGGCAGAGCGGAAGUAGCCGUUAAGACUGCAAAACGCCUCCUAAUGUCAAAUACAGGGCCGUCAGGGAACUUAAACCAUGACAGUUUCCUGCAGGCCAUGCUACAGCUGCGGAAUACGCCCGACCCAGACUGCAACCUCUCACCAUCAGAAAUCGUAUUUGGACGUCCACUUCGCGACACCCUAUCCUUCGCCAACAGAUUGGAGAAGUACUCUAAUCCUAAUGUUCGGCCACUCUGGCGCGAAGCAUGGACAGCAAAGGAGGAGGCCCUCCGCACCAGGAUGUCACGAUCUACGGAAUGUCUCAAAGCACACACUCGGCCUCUGCGUCCACUAUCGGUCGGCGACAAAGUCUUCCUACAGAACCAACAAGGGCCUCACCCAACCAAAUGGGACCGCUCUGGCACAAUAGUAGAGACAAGGACACAUGACCAGUACGUAGUAAAGGUGGAUGGUUCAGGACGAUUAACGCUACGAAACCGUCGAUUCCUUCGUGUAUACACGCCUGUAACACCACGAAUUGAAACAGAUCCAUUACCACAAAGACAACAAGACAANUGGGCAAAAGUUGUGCCGUCUAAAUCGGCCUUAACAAGAAAUUGUUAUGUCCUCUCAUUUGUACAAAUUUAG